Messenger RNA from Cryptosporidium ubiquitum, 1065 nucleotides. RefSeq lists its product as uncharacterized. Lineage: Eukaryota; Apicomplexa; Conoidasida; Eucoccidiorida; Cryptosporidiidae. The transcript has a single exon. The coding region runs from base 1 to 1065 and encodes 354 amino acids. The record is from RefSeq and is a predicted model, not a curated record.
AUGGAGUUCUUUGAUGAUGAUACCAUUAGUAAUAUGAACAGAAUGGAUUUAAAAAAUAAGCCAAACAUUUUUGAUGAUUUAUUAGAAGAAGAUGAAGAAGUUGAGCAAGUGAAUGAGGAAGAUGUUAUUUUUUUGGGUGAUGAGAAAAAUAGAAAUGGUUUGCUAUUUAGAAGUAACUAUGAUACAGAAAGAAUUAAAUUUGAAAACGAAAAUAAAGCUGAAAAAAUAAUUUUUGGGAUUGAAGAAAGAAGAGAAGAAGAGUUAGAAAAAAGGGAAGAUGAAGUCAAGGUAGAGGUUGAGAUAGCAGAAAGAGAAAAAUUGAAUAGCAACCCAUUUGGUAUGGUAGAAAGAUUGGACUUUCAGGAAUUUAAUGAUAAUUUGAAUGAUAAUGAAUUUGAUAAUGAUUUUGGUAUUGACAAUAAAUUUGAAGACAAUGAAGAUGUUUUUUCGUUUUCACGAUUCAAUAGAAAUGUUAAUGAGGAAAAAGGAGUUUAUUCAAGGCAAAUUGAGCAUGUAAAAAAUAUAGAAACAGAGGAAAACGAUAUUUCAAAUAACUUAUUUGAAUUAAAUCAAAAGAAACAAGAUGAAAAAGGAAGAAAUUCAAAUAUUGAGAAAGAAAAGUUCAAUUCUGAAAAUUUAGCUUUAGAUAAUCAUAAAAUCACAAGCCAAAGUAUUCAGGAUGAUAGUAAACUCAACGAAAUUAAAGCAAGUUCGAAUUACUCUGACACAUACACUAAUAUAAACAAAGAAAAUAAAUCCACUUCUUUAGAGAAGAUUGAGAGUGAAAAAAUAGAGAAAAAUAUAUUGAGCCAUCAUCUCUCAGGCAAUUCUAAAGAAACAAAUAUUUACUCUUCCGCUAAUAGUGGUAAUGAGACUUGUGGGAUACCCAACAAUGUUACAAAAAGCAAUUGCCUCCAAUCUUCUAUUGAAGAUAUCGAUUGGAAUAAAGUGUGUAAAAUUAUUGAGAGUUUUGAAGAACAAACAGGAAAUAUUGGAAGAAAUCAAAUGCUUUUUAAGUCAAUUAUUUAUAAACUAGCCAAUGAGUUUAACAUUGUUGAUAAAUAA